AUGCCGGCCACUCGUAAGAAAUUCGCAGCAUGCGACCCGUGCAGGGCCGCCAAGGUGGCCUGCGACCAUGCGCGGCCAGUGUGCAUCCGCUGCCAGAACCAAUCGCGGCAGGCCGAGUGCGUCUACCGCGCCUCGCCGUUCAAAAAGACGAAGCGCGCCCCGGAGAAGACGACUACUCCGGCCACGCCCGGACUGAUGAGCCACACGCCGAGCAGACAGCAGAGCUUUGCUGCCAGUGGCAGAACGCCCGUCCUGGGCAGCGGCGGCGAUUCUGUUGCUCCCAAGCAGCCGCAUCGAUAUCCCAACCCCGGCUACCUGGGCUCGUUUAGCUCCACCACUUUGUUUGGUAACCUGCCGGACAUGCACGACCCCGUUCUGGACGCCGAGGGCGGCAGCGGCGUCGGCUCGGACAACCCCGUCCGCGAGGCCAAUGUCACGCGCGGCGCGGGUCUGAUCAAGCAGAUCGAGGCCACCGUAUCCAUCGAGUCGUGCUGCCACCUGAUCCUGGCCUGGACGGCGCGCGGCUCCAGCCUCCCGCUGGCCGGGCCCUUCCUGGAGCACUGCAUCGCGACGAUGCGCCAGCUGUUCCCCAACCAGGGCCGCACGGCCGUCGCGAGCGCGGAGCUGUCGCGGAGCCUCUUCCACAACACCAGCCGCCCGAUCGACAUGGCGACCAGCACGACGCUGCACGACUUCCAGGCGCAGUUUGGCCACCAGCAGUGCCGGUGGGAGACGCUCGGCUUCUUCUUCACGGCGGCGUCGAGGGCGGCGAUUGAAAUGUCCAAAUUUGAGUCGGCGCGGGAGUAUCGGGACCUGCAGCGGCUGGGUAUGAACCUGUCGGAUCUGAGUCUCGACAUUGCCCUGUCGCUGGAUUGUCUCAACGACUUGCAGCUUGUUCUGCAGUACGAAAACUGGAUUCUUCAUUCGUUUGUCGACGGCGACCAGAGCUAUCACUCAUGGAAGCGGCUGGGCGAUGUCAUCAGCUCUAUAUAUGCGCUGGGUCUGCACCAGCAGACAAACAACGACCACAAUAGCUUCCCGCCAUUUUUGCUUGAGCUCCGGCGGCUCACCUUUGCCCUCACAUACUCUGCCGACAAGAACGUGUCCCUGUUUUUGGGGCGGCCGCCGCGGAUACACCUCAAGUACUGCAAGCUCAUCCUCCCGCGCAGCGAUGGGCGCGUCGUCGAGCCGUGGAAGACGACCUGGCCGCAGGACAUGCCGUUUGACUAUGUCGCCGACAUCCGCUGGGGUGCCUUGUGCGGUAUCCUGAAAGAAGACAUCAUGGAGCUCUUCAGCCUUGAAGGCGUGAAUGACGGCCACCCCAAAGUCCGAGAAAUCCACGACAAGGCCACUGCGCAGUGGCAGGCCCUGCCGCCGCACUUUCGCCUCGAGAGCUCGCUGAAGCAGUGCAACCAGGCGCCGGUCGUGCGCGACUUUAUCCUCAACGCGCGCCUCAACCAGCUGCACAUUCUCUUCCUGCUGCGCAUGGCCGUCACGCGCUCGCACCCCGAGUCAGACGCGGAGCUCGUCUCCACGGCCGCCGAGAUCCUCACGCUCAUCGUCGAGGCGCUCAUGCAAAAGGACUACCUCGUGAACUCCGGCACGUCGCUCGUGUGGAAGGUGGCCUACUACGGGCUGUCGGCCGCGGGCGUCAUCUGCCUGUGGCUGCUGCACCAGUCGUCCAAGACGCAGCCGCACCCCAACGUCGAUACGUCGCGCGUCUUCCAGAGCAUGAGCGUGCUCGUCGUCGAGAUGGAGACGGGCGUGCUCAUCGAGACCGACGAUCCCAACUACAAGCUCCUCGUCGAUGCCUCCAAGACCAUGGGCUGCCUGCUCUCGCGCCUCAUCCUCGGCCGCGUCACCCCGCCGCAGACCGGAGAGGCGGCCGGCAGCGCCGCCGUCGUGAGCAGUGGUGUCGUGGCGCGGUCGCCCGCGUCGGCGGCCAUGCUCGAGACGCAAGAGGUGGCGGCGGCGAACGGCGGUUGGAACGCUUGGGACGGCCACACCCUGCAUGACUUUGAGUCGGAUUUCUGGCUGAAUCUGGCCGAGCACCCUUUCCUGGCUGGAGGCGGUGGUAAUGACAUGUAA
Messenger RNA from Akanthomyces muscarius, 2088 nucleotides. RefSeq lists its product as uncharacterized. Gene Ontology annotation, biological process: regulation of DNA-templated transcription; DNA-templated transcription. The transcript is spliced from 4 exons. The record is from RefSeq and is a predicted model, not a curated record. Lineage: Eukaryota; Fungi; Ascomycota; Sordariomycetes; Hypocreales; Cordycipitaceae. Gene Ontology annotation, cellular component: nucleus. Gene Ontology annotation, molecular function: zinc ion binding; DNA-binding transcription factor activity, RNA polymerase II-specific; DNA binding. The coding region runs from base 1 to 2088 and encodes 695 amino acids.